UCCUCCUUUGGUGGAGAGGAGAGAGCUGGUCCUCCUGGGCGAGGGUCUCUUUGGGGAAGGGAAAGGGGAGCUGCAGGUGCCCUCACCCCCUCCCUCCUUAAGAGUCUUGGCCAACUCAGGAGCAUCCUCCUCCUUCUCUGGGCGGGAGCGAGGAGGAAGGGGAGGAGGAGGAGGACGAAGAAGGAGAAGGAGCCGCCGCGUCCCUGAGCCUUUUGCCUUCUCCAGACAAAGAGCUGCACCGCAUUGCCCAGCAUUAGCAGCAGCAUCAUCAGCAGCAUCCCUCUUCUCUGGAGCGCAAGGCGAGGCUCAAGAUGGCUCUGGCUCGCCUCCUCUGCCUCCUCUGGGCUUGCUGCUUGGGCUCCUUCCCGGCCUUCUCCUCCUCUUCUGCUGGGGCUGCUGCUGCUGCUGGGGCUGGGGGGGUGCCAGGGCCUGGAGGGGGGACUGAUCCGGAGCCAGGGGACCCUUCCUCCAAGGAGCUGGAGUGCAAGCUGAAGAGCAUCACGGUGUCGGCGCUGCCUUUCCUGCGGGAGAACGACCUGAGCAUCAUGCACAGCCCCUCGGCCUCCGAGCCCAAGCUCCUCUUCUCCGUCCGCAACGACUUCCCCGGGGAGAUGGCCGUGGUCGACGAUCUCGAGAACACCGAGCUCCCCUACUUCGUCCUCGAGAUUUCUGGCAAUACAGAAGAUAUCCCACUGGUUCGUUGGAGGCAGCAAUGGCUGGAGAAUGGCACACUGCUCUUCCAUAUCCACCAUCAAGAUGGCACUCCCAGUUUACCUGGCUUAGAACCCACAGAAGAACCUCAGAGCGAAUCAGCUGAAGAAGAACUUAGGAUCCUUCACAUCUCAGUAAUGGGUGGGAUGAUUGCCUUGCUGCUUUCCAUCUUGUGCCUGGUGAUGAUCCUCUACACACGCCGGCGUUGGUGCAAGCGCCGUCGAGUUCCCCAGCCCCAGAAGAGCGCCAGUGCUGAGGCAGCCAAUGAGAUUCACUACAUCCCUUCGGUGCUGAUUGGGGGCCAUGGUCGUGAGAGCCUGCGUAAUGCUCGGGUGCAAGGCCAUAACUCCAGUGGGACGCUAAGCAUCCGGGAGACCCCCAUCCUGGAUGGCUAUGAGUAUGACAUCACUGACUUGCGUCACCACCUGCAGCGGGAAUGCAUGAAUGGUGGUGAGGACUUUGCCAGCCAGGUCACCAGAACACUGGACUCCCUGCAGGGCUGCAAUGAGAAGUCAGGCAUGGAUCUCACUCCAGUCUUUGCCUUAAAUUCUUCCUGUUCAGGAAGUGACAAUGCCAAGCUGUCCUUGAUGAACAAGUACAAGGAUAAUAUCAUCGCCACCAGCCCUGUGGACUCCAACCAUCAACAGGCUACACUGCUCUCUCAUACCUCCAGUAGCCAGCGCAAGCGGAUCAAUAACAAGUCUCGAGCUGGCUCUGCAUUUCUGAAUCCUGAAGGCGAUUCUGGGACAGAGGCAGACAAUGAUCCCCAGCUGACCUUUUACACAGACCCAUCCCGGAGCAGGCGGCGUAGCAGGGUGGGUUCACCAAGAAGCCCUGUUAGCAAGACUACCCUGACUCUGAUCAGUAUCACCAGCUGUGUCCUUGGCCUGGUCUGUGCCUCCCAUGUGAAUUGCCCACUUGUAGUCAAGAUAACAUUGCAUGUUCCGGAGCACCUUAUUGCUGACGGGAGCCGGUUUAUCUUACUAGAGGGCAGCCAGUUGGAUGCCAGUGACUGGUUAAAUCCUGCCCAGGUGGUUCUGUUUUCCCAGCAAAAUUCCAGCGGGCCCUGGGCCUUGGACUUGUGCGCCCGACGUCUUCUUGAUCCGUGUGAACAUGAGUGUGACCCUGAUACUGGUGACUGCUUUUGCUAUGAAGGUUACAUGAAGGAUCCAGUGCACAAACACCUUUGCAUUAGGAAUGAAUGGGGCACAAACCAAGGGCCAUGGCCAUAUACCAUAUUCCAGCGUGGAUUUGAUUUGGUGUUAGGAGAACAGCCUUCUGACAAGAUAUUCAGAUUCACCUACACUCUUGGUGAAGGGAUGUGGCUGCCACUAAGCAAGAGCUUUGUGAUUCCACCUGCUGAACUGGCCAUCAAUCCAUCUGCCAAAUGCAAGACAGACAUGACUGUGAUGGAAGAUGCUGUCGAGGUCAGGGAGGAACUGAUGACUUCCUCCUCCUUUGAUAGCCUUGAAGUUCUUCUGGAUUCAUUUGGGCCAGUUCGAGACUGCUCUAAGGACAACGGUGGCUGCAGCAAGAACUUCCGCUGCAUUGCAGAUCGAAAGUUAGACUCUACAGGCUGUAUGUGCCCACCUGGUCUCAGCCCCAUGAAGGAUGGGACUGGCUGCUAUGAUCGCCACAUUGGGGUGGAUUGUUCAGAUGGAUUCAAUGGUGGCUGCGAGCAGCUCUGUCUUCAACAGAUGGUGCCUUUGCCAGAAGAUCCUGUUUUAUACAAUAUUCUCAUGUUCUGUGGAUGCAUUGAAGAUUACAAGCUGAGUGUAGAUGGGCGGUCAUGCCAGUUAAUUUCAGAAUCCUGUCCAGACGGUGGUGACUGUGAAGAGAGCCGAGAGCUGCCCAUGAACCAAACUCUCUUUGGAGAGAUGUUCUAUGGCUACAACAAUCAAACACAUGAAGUGGCAACUGGGCAGGUGCUGAAGGGCACAUUCAGGCAGAAUAACUUUGCCCGUGGGUUGGAACAGCGCCUACCAGAUGGGCUAGUGCUGGCCACUGUUCCACUAGAGAACCAGUGCCAAGAGGAACUCUCUGAGCCAACCCCUGACCCAGAUUUUCUAACUGGGAUGGUGAAUUUCAGUGAGGUGUCUGGAUACCCCCUGCUGCAACACUGGAAAGUGCGCUCUGUCAUGUACCAUGUCCGGCUCAACCAGCUGACUACCUCCCAAUCUUUUGGCAAUGCCCUUCAUUCUUUGGAUGGUGCCACAUCCCGGGCAGAUUUUGUGGCUCUGCUGGACCACUUUGGCAAUCAUUAUAUACAGGAAGCCAUCUAUGGUUUUGAGGAGUCCUGUUCUAUUUGGUAUCCCAACAAGCAGGUCCAGAAGCAGCUCUGGCUGGAAUAUGAAGACAUCAGCAAAGGUAACUCCCCCUCAGAUGAGUCUGAAGAGCGUGAGCGAGAUCCCAGAGUCCUAACUUUUCCAGAGUAUAUUACAAGCCUGUCAGAGUCAGGGACCAAGCGCAUGGCAGCUGGUGUGCGCAUGGAGUGCCAAAGUAGAGGCCGUUGUCCAUCGUCCUGUCCUUUAUGUCAUGUAACUUCCAGCCCAGAUGCUCUGGGGGAGCCCAUCCUCCUAGAGGUCACCAAAGCAGCACCCAUCUAUGAGCUGGUCACCAACAAUCAGACUCAGAAGCUGUUACAAGAGGCCACCAUGAGUUCCCUCUGGUGCUCAGGCAGCGGGGAUGUCAUUGAGGACUGGUGUCGGUGUGACUCAAGUGCCUUCGGUGCUGAUGGGCUUCCAGCCUGUGCGCCCCUCCCACACCCCGUGCUGAGGUUGUCCACUGUUCAUGAGCCCAGUAGCUCCCUGGUGGUACUUGAGUGGGAACACUCAGAGCCACCAAUUGGGGUGCAGAUUGUAGAUUAUCUCCUCCGCCAGGAGAAGGUCACUGACCGCUUAGACCAUUCCAAGGUGGAAACUGAGACGGUACUGAGUUUUGUGGAUGACAUCAUCUCCGGAGCGAAGUCACCCUGUGCGAUGCCAGCACAGGUGCCCGACAAGCUGUCAACAACCAUCUCCUUGAUCAUUCGUUGCUUGGAACCUGACACUAUUUACAUGUUCACACUCUGGGGUGUGGAUAACACGGGGAGACGAUCACAGUCGAGUGAUGUAACAGUGAAGACCCCUUGUCCAGUGGUGGAUGAUGUGAAGGCCCAAGAAAUAGCAGACAAGAUCUACAAUCUCUUUAAUGGCUAUACCAGUGGAAAGGAGCAGCAAACUGCCUAUAACACCCUACUGGACCUGGGUUCACCAAGUCUCCAUCGCGUCCUCUAUCAUUACAAUCAGCACUAUGAGAGCUUUGGGGAGUUCACUUGGCGAUGUGAGGAUGAACUGGGUCCUCGAAAAGCUGGCCUCAUCCUCUCCCAGCUUGGGGACCUCAGCACUUGGUGCCAUGGCCUCUUACAGGAGCCCAAGAUUGGUCUUCAGCGAACAUCACUCAGAUUCCUUGCCUGCCGUUACAGCGAGAUCAAGCCAUAUGGAUUCAGCUGGUUGGAGCUGAGUCGGGACCUCAAGAAGACCUGUGAGGAACAAAUGCUGAGUGUCCUCUACAAUGACUACGGGGACAAAGACAACUGAGCAGACUCAAGGAAAGAAGUCAAAAAACUUCACCAGGGGCUGGGGGAAGACAAGGGAAUUUAUAGGUGACAGUUGGGUGGGUUUUAUACAUGGAUCCUCAGCACACCAGUCAGAUCUCUAUAGACAAUGUUGUUUAGAGUGAGGGAAAAUCUUUACAUUGGCUAACCUGGUUUGACAUAAUUCCCACAUCUGUGGGUUGUGUGGGAUGCAUUGGAGGUAUUUACUGUUUUGGGCAGGGGGACUGCUCUUCUAAUUUUGCCAAGAGGUUCCUUAGCCAUAAGGAGGUAUACAUGCAUGUGUGUGUUAUGUGGAGAAAAUUGUCCUUCACAAGAUUGGUAGCCCAUUCUCUCCCAAAUCCCAGUGCAAAUAAUAACACAAUAACCAAGGCCAAUAAAAUCUUUUUAAAAUGGAACAGUUCAGCAGCAGAAAGAACAGCAACAAAGACAGGUUUAAAGGGAGGGAUACAAUACUUAGAAUUAGUUAGGGAAAUGAUCUAAUCUUGCAAGAGAUGUGCUUUUAUGGUGUCAGCUCUUCCCUUCCAUGUCCCUUUUGAUCAUACUGCCCUCACUCCUGUUUCCAUGCCAGUGUAGAGAACAUUUCUAGGACAUAGCUGAAACAUCGCUACCUAUAGUCCCUACUUAUACAUCAGUAGUCAAUAGUUAAAAUGUACAUCACUGGUCUGUUUCAGGAUCUGAUGGGGCAUUUCAAAGUGCAAAGUGGCAGGACCACUUUAUAGUAGAAGAACCUGCUUAGGUUCAAAUACUGCAAACAAGACCAUGAACAAAACCUACUGCAUGUAACAAAACUGAUUUCUGCCACCAAGUAAUACAUGUAGAAUAAAUUAUAAGAGUAGAAUUAUCUGCUACCAAGAAGAACAUUCAUAUUUGAUUUAUUAUGUCCAAAUCUGAAAUCAAAGCUUUGAAUAAUUUUGUUCAAGAAGUCACAGCAUCCAGCCUAUGCCAACAGUUAGUUAUGACUAUACUACUGACAAUGGAAUAAUGUACUUUGGAAUAUGGAGGCAGGUAAGGAGGAAUGGGGGUAAAUGAGUCACAGAGGGCAAUGCAUAGACAGAAAGUUGGCAGUUGCUCCUGUAAACCCAUUCCCACACCUCUCUAAGUCUCCAUGCCCAGCACUCUGGGAGACCUAUAUGUAGAAGCAGGUUCCUGCAUCCCCAGUCAGUGCAGGUUUGCUUCCAUAAUGUGUCACAGGUCCCAAGAACCCUAAAAUUAAUAAUUUUCCAAUCUACAUGUGUACUUAAUAUGGAUGGUUUGUGCCUUGGAAGGUACCUGCUCCAGAAUCCCUUGCAGUAGUGAUAUUGCUGAGCGGUGUGGAUUUGAACUGUGACUGAGCACACUUGGCAGCUAGGUAUCUUGCUCUUCUUUCCUCAGAAGUCUUUAGAAGUACCCUGCACUGCCAUCUAGACUGGGAAGGGGGCAGUAUUUUGGACACUGCUGAAUAUGUUCACCAAUAUCCCAGCUGCAAGGAGACUCGAAAUAAUAGUGUCCACUAUAUCUAAUGCCCCUCCAGGCAGUCUGCCAACCUGGAAGCCAACAUAUACAGUUCAGUUAAUCUUUGUGUGCUCUGAAACUUAAUUAGCAUUCUGGGACAAAGAAGACCUUCUCGUGGAAAUUAUGACCUGGAGAAGUCUUUAUUCUGAACCAGAUGAUAAUGAAUUUUGGCAACAUAAUCCGAACAAAUAACAAUGGGACAAGGCUGAGUUCAGCUCAGUGUUUGCUCAACUUUAAUUUGAUAGUGAUGAUAUGAAAAAUGGAAGUGAAAAUGGAGCCCCACGUUCCAACUGAAUCUGUGGAGAUUUAAGCUUUUAAGGAAGACAAAGCUGCCUCUUGCUUGUCAGCUUUCAUCUUUUGAUCUUGUAUGAUGAGAAAGGAAUUCUAGCAUGUGGGAACCUCAUGGCAAAACUUUUUAUCAUAUCCUUUCAACCACAGUUGGAAUCUGAUGAGUCUUCUUUGAAUGUUUUGGCAGUAGGAUGUUUACUGGAUGUAUGCACUUCCAAGGUAUUGCCAUGAAGAGUUAUGUAACUUUUCCCCUGAAUUGAAGAUGAUGUUUCAGAUGUUGUGGGUGUGUGCAUGCAUAUGCACACCAGGUUCAGCAAAGUCCAUCUUUCAGUAGAUUAAAAAUCACAUUUUGGAGGGGAGGGGAAGCAAUGUUAUGUGAAGAGUGUUGUUGCAGGAAAAGUGACUUUUGUCCCUGAGCAGCAAAACACUUUGUGUGCAUGUGGUUUUGAAUAGAAAAAACAGCUGGGAGGGAAGAAGGCUGGAGAAGGGCCUUCCAAAAACAGAUUUUUAAACCAUACACACCCUGUUGGGAGAGUGUUCUGUGAAUCUAGCCUCAGUUUGGCCUUUGGUAUGGAUCAGCUCUGUCAUUAGAUAUAAUGAGGUGGCCACCUUGAGCCAUCAGUUGUGGAUGAUAUCUGUGGCCUCCUCCUGGCUAUUACUUCUGAACUCUCCAUUCCCCUAUAUUGCUAGACAUAAUUGUGUGCCACUUGAGCUUGUCUUCUCUUUGUUUGCUGCUUGGCUAUGUGCUUUCAAUUCCUUACCUAUACUAUCACACCAGGUAUCACCAUCUGAUAUCUCAGUGGCUGAAUGAAUGUAACAAAAUAAAAAAGGGUUGCCUGGAUCAGGCCAAGGUUCUGUCCAGCAUCCUGUUUCCAUCAGUGGCCCAUCAGAAGCCUCUGAGGCACCCACAAAAAGUUCAUGAGGUUAGUAGACCCUCCCUGUAAGUACACAACAGCCUUUGUAGAAGUCCACUUUUUCUAAAUGUGGAGGAACUAGUGAUAAGACAUGUUCUCCAUGUAUGGAGUGAAUAGAACUGACCAGAUAUUACUUGUUCACACCUUUAAAAAUAGGAUAGUGCUGGAAAUGACUAAAAAGCAAGGAAGGUUCCUAUGUUACAAGCUAUUGCAGGGACAGAUGCUCUUCCUUCCAAAUGGUGAUAGUUGGGGGUCAGUAAUGUUGACUACCUUACUGAGACUAGCUGCUGAGUAUCACCAGCAGACUAUCAUCCCUAGAAAGUAACUCAUAAAUGCCCCUAACUUACUUGAUUUAUUUUGCCAAGAAAACCUUGAAGUAGGGAUGGA
Sceloporus undulatus (fence lizard) is the source of this 7386-nucleotide messenger RNA. It is a transcript of the gene ASTN1, whose product is annotated as astrotactin 1. Gene Ontology annotation, molecular function: protein binding. The transcript is spliced from 23 exons. The record is from RefSeq and is a predicted model, not a curated record. The coding region runs from base 312 to 4289 and encodes 1325 amino acids. Lineage: Eukaryota; Metazoa; Chordata; Lepidosauria; Squamata; Phrynosomatidae. Gene Ontology annotation, biological process: neuron migration; neuron cell-cell adhesion.